AUGGAGAUGGCAUCGCUGCCUUCCACGUCGUCCACGCCGAUGCCUGUGCGUGGCGAGGGGGCCGAUAGGGCGGGGCCGAUGGCUCCGGCGUCGCCGGAAGCACCAUCGCAGGGCGAGAUCGCUAAGCUAGCGCCGGAGACGCUGGCGCGGGUCUUUGCGUACCUGGAUCCACGAUCCCUGUCACAGUGUGCACAGACAUGCCGCGCAUGGAAUGCCAUCGUAUCGCUGGACACGACAUGGCGUGCUGCGCUCAUGGUAUCGUUUGGGCUCGAAGAGCGUGAAGAGCGAAUUAUUGCCGCCUCCGCAGCGAGUGGCGAUCCCGCCUGGUUGGCGCUACGUACGGCGCCAGCGCUUCGUCGUAUGCAGCCAAGUUGGCGGGGGGAGUACUUUGCACGUACGGCGCUCCUCCGUCGCUGGCGCAAGUCACGUAUGCCGACUGUGCUAACCGAUCCACGUAUUUCGCAGAUCGAUAUGUUGGCGCUCAGUGCCUCGCAUCGCUUUGUGCUCUCGCUGUCGUACGGUUUCAGUGUAGCAUCGCGGUCCAAUGCUAUCACGGGGAAAGUCGCGAAAGACUUCCUCGAUGCGCAAGGCUUGACCACCAGGAGUGCAAAUGGCUAUCCGAAUGUCGAGCACAGCCCUGUAACGACUUCGAUGGCGACCGAUGCUACAGCGUCGCGCAUCGUAUGGGGCCACCGAUCCGGCGACAUCUCGCUUACGACCAUCGACUGGCGGGGCCAGAAUGCCCGCGGCACCGUACACAACCGCGCAUGGCCUGCGGGCCGCGCCCAUGCAGCGCCUGUGACGGCGAUCCAUGUCGUGCCGCCACCCGAUCGAGGUGGGAUGCACUCGGAAGAGCGGUACCGACAACAGCUGUCUCAAUUGGGCGAUAUGGCGUCUACGUUUGCUACGGCGGCGGCUGAUGGCACAGUGAUGGUAUGGCACCCGAAACUCUCGGAGCCGCUUUGGCGCGGCACAGCGUAUACCUCGUCGCCGGACCAUCCUACCCCUAUCGGAUCGCACGUCGUGACGCAUGUGGAGUACGCGCCAUGCCAUGGCGCAUUGGUCGCGGCGCGACGCGAUGGGGCCUUGGUCGUGUGGCAAUCCAUUCCCUGGGGGCGGAUCGUGCGCGAUGCCUUGGAAGCGGCGCGCGCACAUACCACCAUCGAGCCUGCCACAGAAGGCGAACGUAGGCACAUUCCUGCCUUGAAAGCCGAGCAGCCUCUGGCGACGAUGGCCUUGGACGCCAUGGACGAUCGAUUGGCCUGUCUACUUCACUAUACCAACGACCGUGUGUUUUUCCGCGUGGACAUUCACGGGACAGAUGUACAUACGACAGUGUUUGGCGCGCCUCGCGCCUCGCCACUCACCUGUCUGCGCUGCGAAUGGGACGUCCGAUCCAAGCCGCUGCCGCUGCCUGCGUCGAUCGUGGCCCGGCUCCGUGCUUCGCGCCUGCAAGAGCGCAAGUUUGUAUGUGCCGGCACGGCCUCCGGCGCUGUAGGCGUGUGGGAAUGGGACGCGGAGGGCGAGCCAUGGCAGGCGAAGGAGCAGGCACUGUGGCAAGGCACAGACGCCGUCCCAACGGCGCGGCAAGUGCGGCCUGCGCUGGUGUUUGAUGGCCACCACCAUGCCAUCACUGCCAUCGCAUGUACGCCAGCCUUGAUUUUGAUUGGGUGUGAGGACGGAAUGAUGAAGGCAUUGGAUGCGUUGGCAGGGCAUGUCGUGCGUGUAUUCCAUGAACGGGCAGCGCGGCGGCAUCCUGCGCGGAUGCUGGCCGAAGGCAUGCUAAGCGAAGACGAUGCUGCGCGGUUCCGUGUGCACCAUAUUAUUGCAGCGCAUGAUAUGCUGGUAGCGUCUAUUGGGCGUCAAGUGCUCUCAUGGCGCACCCACGACGAGGCGGCGGCGCCUGUCGACCCCAAAGGCGCGAAAGCGCACAGGGCCAAGGCGGGUAUGAGUGAGCGUGGGCGAAUGCGAGCAGAUUGGGACCGUGUCGUGCAGGAAGAGCAGCAGCACAUGCAGUACGAACGGGAGGCCGCUGCGGCUACACAGGCUGAGCGGGCCGCCAUGGUCCAGCGUGUGCAUGGCGCAUUGGACGAAGAUGCCGCGUUGGAUUACGCGCUGAUGCUCAGUCGCGAGGACUCGGCCGCGGCAUCCAACAUGGACGACUUAUCGUCGGACCUCAUGUACGGCUUGGACGAUCUUGAUUUGGACGUGCACGACGGCGAUAGCGAUGCCACGCCUCUCUCGCCGAGCUUGCCAAGUAGGCGCACACGCGAUCCCUGGCACACGAGAUCGUCGGCGGCCGGGAGUCCGCACGAUGCGUACAGUCAGUCGUGGAGCAAACUGCGUACGAUCCCACGGCCGACGUCUCAUGCCGAGAUGCGGGGCGUAGGGAGUACGAGCUCCUCCCUGUCCUCCUGCUCGCCGUCUAUGCCACAGCACAGUCCGCUGGAAUGGCCCGUGCCUACACAGGCGUCGUCGUCGCGCCCUAUGGCCCGCUCGCCUGCAUCGUUGGGCGCCUGGGCGACCAAGUCUCCGACAUUGCGUGCCGUGGACGCACCGGCGUCCCACUCGUCCACCGGCCGUAGUGCCCUGGUCGCCCAGACGCCUCGCCUGCCACGCGCCGAGAAGGCCGCCACGUCGCAGGACGACGAGAUGGACGACGAUUUACGACUCGCCCUCGCGCUCUCGCUCACCGAGUACGAAGCGACGCAGUCGGAUCACAGUAAAAAAUAG
Malassezia pachydermatis is the source of this 2733-nucleotide messenger RNA. Its product is annotated as cdc4 and related f-box and wd-40 protein. Lineage: Eukaryota; Fungi; Basidiomycota; Malasseziomycetes; Malasseziales; Malasseziaceae. The record is from RefSeq and is a predicted model, not a curated record. Gene Ontology annotation, cellular component: SCF ubiquitin ligase complex. Gene Ontology annotation, biological process: SCF-dependent proteasomal ubiquitin-dependent protein catabolic process. Gene Ontology annotation, molecular function: protein binding. Bases 1 to 2733 code for a protein of 910 amino acids. The transcript has a single exon.